GAUCCAGCUGCCCAGGAGUCCUACUCAGACACAAUGUUGCUGCUACUGGCUCUGGUGUGUGUGGCCCUGGCUCAUCCUUUUGAGGAGGACUUUGAAGGCAAUCGAGUGUUCCGUGUCACUGUACCUGAUGAAGACCAUGUCAACUUGAUUCAGGAGCUGGCCAACACCAAGGAGAUUGAUUUCUGGAAACCAGAUUCUGCUACACAAGUGAAGCCGCUCACUUCAGUUGACUUUCAUGUUAAAGCAGAAGAUGUUGACACUGUGGAGAACUUUCUAGAGAAGAAUGAAUUUCACUAUCAGGUAUUGAUAAGCAACGUGAGAAAUGUUAUGGAUGCCCAGUUUGAUAGCCACACCCGUGCAACUGGACACAGUUACACCAAGUACAACAACUGGGAAAAGAUAGAGGCUUGGAUUAAACAAAUUGCCAGUGAGAAUCCACAACUCAUCUCUCGGAGCACCAUUGGUACCACAUUUGAAGGGCGUAACAUACAUCUCCUCAAGGUUGGCAAAGCUAAAUCAAAUAAGCCUGCCAUCUUCAUUGACUGUGGUUUCCAUGCAAGAGAGUGGAUUUCCCCUGCAUUCUGUCAGUGGUUUGUAAGAGAGGCUGUCCGCACCUAUGGACAAGACACCCAAAUAACAAAGCUUCUUGAUGAAUUGGACGUUUAUGUUCUGCCUGUGGUAAACAUUGACGGCUAUGUUUACACCUGGACUAAGAGUCGAAUGUGGAGAAAGACCCGAUCUACUAGGGCCGGAAGUUCCUGCGUGGGUGUAGACCCUAACAGAAAUUUUAAUGCUGGUUGGUGUGAAGUGGGAGCUUCUCGAAGUCCCUGUUCUGACACUUACUGUGGACCAGCCGCAGAAUCUGAAAAGGAGACCAAGGCCCUGGCAGAUUUCAUCCGCAAGAACCUCUCCUCUAUCAAGGCUUACCUGACGAUUCACUCAUACUCGCAGCUGCUGCUCUACCCUUACUCCUAUGCAAAUAAGCUGCCUGCGAACCACCAGGAAUUGAAUGCUGUGGUGAAAGCUGCAGCCAAGCAACUUGCCUCUCUGUAUGGUACCAAGUACACGUAUGGCCCAGGAGCGACAACCAUCUAUCUUGCUGCUGGGGGUUCUGAUGACUGGGCUUAUGAUCAAGGGAUCAAAUAUUCCUUCACUUUUGAACUCCGGGAUACAGGCACGUAUGGCUUUCUCCUUCCUGAGUCCCAGAUCGGCCAAACCUGUGAGGAGACAAUGCUUGCAGUCAAGUACAUAGCCAAUUAUGUCCGAGAACAUCUGUAUUAGUGAAGAUCACAGCACACCUUAUUUCGAAAUGUUCACUGUGCAUUUCUGGUCUGUCUUGACUGUUUUGUUUGUAUGAAGGCUUUGCAGAUCCUACUCUUUUAAUUUUCUGGGUGUAUUAACCUACUUGGACCUCUAAAACUCAUCCUAAUAAAAAUCAUAUCAUUACUAGAAAA
Mesocricetus auratus (golden hamster) is the source of this 1454-nucleotide messenger RNA. RefSeq names its product carboxypeptidase B1 (gene Cpb1). Gene Ontology annotation, molecular function: metallocarboxypeptidase activity; zinc ion binding. Gene Ontology annotation, biological process: proteolysis. Lineage: Eukaryota; Metazoa; Chordata; Mammalia; Rodentia; Cricetidae. The transcript is spliced from 11 exons. The coding region runs from base 34 to 1281 and encodes 415 amino acids. The record is from RefSeq and is a predicted model, not a curated record.